ACCCAGCGACCAGCGCUGACUCAACGGCCGCCCUGGGCUGAGGCGAGAGCUCGGAGGGGAAGUCACUUCCACCGAUUAUAUUUCUCUCUCCAUCAGGAACCGAACAGAGAUGCCGGGCUGGAGGAAGAGCUUCACUUCCUGCUUGCAGAAACUGCACGACGAAGAUGAUGGUCCUUACUCCAAGGGGAGAAAGGAAACGACAGCCACAGAGACAACAGUGUGUACAAGGAGGCAAAGCAUACCAGAGGAGCUGAGGGGACUUACAGUGGUGGAGCUCAUCAAGAAGGAAGGCUGCACACUGGGCCUGACGAUAUCUGGCGGCACCGACAAAGAAGGCAAACCGCGGGUGUCAAACCUGCGGCUGGGAGGACUGGCUGCCAGGAGUGACCAGUUGAACAUCGGAGAUUACAUCAAAUCCGUCAAUGGGAUUAACCUGACCAAAUUGCGGCACGAUGAGAUUAUCAGUCUUCUGAAGAAUGUGGGAGAGCGAGUGGUCCUUGAAGUGGAGUAUGAGCUUCCCCCUGUUGUGCCAGACAACAACGCAAGAAUUAUUCCAAAGACAGUGGAAAUCACACUGUACAAAGAAGGCAACAGCUUUGGUUUUGUGAUGAGGGGUGGAGCCCAUGAAGACUGGAACAAGUCCCGUGCGCUGGCGGUGACCCAUGUGAGGGUUGGUGGACCAGCAGACAGGGAAGGCACGUUGAAGGUUGGGGACAGAUUACUGAGUGUGGAUGGGAUUCCACUUCACAACGUGAGUCACGGAGAGGCAGCCAGCAUCAUGCGGCAGUGUGGCCAGGAAGCCAUCUAUCAGAUCGAAUACGAUGUCAACGUCAUGGAUUCCGUCAUCAAUUCUUCUGGUCCUUUGCUCGUGGAAAUCACCAAAACUCCAGGCUGCCCUCUUGGGAUAUCGCUGUCCAGCGGGAUGCAUUGCAACAAGCACGUCAUCAUCCUCGACAAGAUCAAAGCGGCCAGCAUCGUAGACAGAUGUGGGGCUAUGCACGUUGGCGACCAUAUCUUGUCAAUUGACGGCGUGAGUACGGAGCACUGCACCCUGCUGGAGGCCACCCAGCUCCUGACCAACACCUCGGACAACGUCAAGCUCGAGAUCCUUCCUGUGCACCAGAGCCGCCUCUCCCUAAAGCCGAUGGAGCAAGUUAAGGUUCAGAAGAGUGACCACCACCACUGCUGGGACCCCUGUGUCAACUACUGCCACACCUACCACCCAGGGCAUUGCAAGACACCCACCUGGAGUGCACCAACCUCCCUGUCUAACUCAGACUAUUGCAAAUCGCUGGUCCCGGUCAGCUGCUCUCCUCCCUCCUCUGGCACCUCAGGGUUCAGCUCCCAGAACACCAGCACUCUGUCGCGGACAGCCCAUCCAAUGAGCCCUCGAGCGACCAUGAUGAGGCGCAAGGUGAAAAGGAAAGAAUACAAGAGUUCGCUAUCACUAGCCUCGAGCACCAUCGGCCCAGGAGGACAGAUCGUGCACACGGAGACCACGGAAAUCUUUCUCAAGGGCGAUCCUCUCAAUGGAUUUGGCUUGCAGCUUCAGGGGGGAAUCUUUGCCACCGAACCUCUUUCGUCUCCACCGCUCAUCCGGUUUAUCGAUCCAGACAGCCCUGCGGAAAGGUGCGGACUAGUGCAGGUGGGUGACCGGGUUCUCUCCAUUAACGGCAUGGUAACCGAGGAUGGGACGCUGGAGGAGGCCAACCAGUUGCUGCGGGACGCGGCUCUUGCAAGCAAAGUUACACUGGACAUAGAGUUUGACGUGGCAGAAUCUGUUAUUCCCAGCAGUGGGACCUUUCAUGUGAAACUUCCCAAGAAGAGAGGUGUUGAGCUUGGCAUUACCAUCAGCUCAGCUGUAAGUCGGAAGCCCGGAGAGCCACUGAUCAUAUCCGAUAUUAAGAAGGGCAGCAUAGCACACCGAACCGGGACUCUGGAGCCCGGGGACAAACUUCUAGCCAUUGACAACAUCCGGUUAGAGAACUGCUCAAUGGAGGACGCCGUGCAAAUCUUGCAGCAGUGUGACGAGCUAGUCAAACUGAAGAUCCGAAAAGAUGAGGACAACUCAGAUGAGCAGGAAAGGACUGGUGCCAUAAUAUACAGCGUGGAGCUGAAGAGGUACGGAGGGCCACUGGGAAUUACCAUCUCUGGCACUGAGGAGCCCUUCGAUCCCAUUGUGAUCAGUGGACUGACCAAGAAAGGUCUGGCGGAAAGGACCGGUGCCAUUCAUGUAGGGGACAGAAUAUUGGCCAUUAACAACAUGAGCCUCAAGGGCAAACCUCUGAGUGAAGCCAUCCACCUUCUACAGAUGGCUGGAGAGACAGUCACCCUCAAAAUUAAGAAGCAAGCAGAUCGUUAUUUUUCAAAGAAAUCCAGUGCCAUGAGUGAGUUGAGUGAACCUGAUGAUGAGCUUCCUGAUUUACAGAAGACAAGUAAAUUCUCCAAGAUCUACUCAAACACCAUUCCAAGCAUGGAUAGUGCCAUGGAGUCCUGGGAUGGCUCGGGAAUGGAAGGAGCAUUUGGAAGCCAAAGUUCCUACCAUCAUCAGUCUGGAGGGGCUGUGCUACCACCUCAUGGGGAGCAGGAUACAAGCCGAAGGAGCAGCCUGCCUGCACAAAGCAGUCGUCGGAAGAGCUAUCCCUGCACAGAUGGUGCCUUCAGCAAGGAUGAUUGGGACAAGGCAGCUGGAUUCCUUAGCAAUCACAACGGAUCCGACCAAGACCAGGAAGACAAGUUUUGGUCUCAGGCCCUGGAAGAUUUAGAAACAUGUGGACAGUCUGAACUGUUGAGAGAAAUUGAGGCUUCCAUAAUGUCUGGAACUGAGCUGACUUUGGGAAUCGAAGGGCAUCUGUCACAAUCCGUGGAGCAUCCUGGCUUGGACAAGCUGCAGGCUGAGGGCUCCACAGCCGAGUGCAGUGAGGGCCAGAGUGAACACUCGCUGGCAACUGUGACGGCAAAGGACAAAAUACUGGAGUUGAAGAAGAUCAAGGAGGAGAUCAAAGAAAUAACGUUGCCCACUCCUGUGGAAUUACACAAGAUUACGAUCCAUAAACAAUCCGAGAAUGAAGAGUUUGGUUUCAGUAUUUCGGACGGCCUCUUAGAAAAAGGGGUUUAUGUGAACUUGAUACGGCCGAGUGGGCCAGCUGAUGGCAGUGGGCUCCAGCCCCAUGACCGGAUAGUGCAGGUGAACCAGAUCCAGACGGGAGACUUUGACAGCUGCCUGAUGGCGCCACUCAUCUCGGAGUGCGGAGGGCGGCUGGACCUGGUGGUCAGCCGCAACCCCCUGGCCAUGACCUCACGCAGCAGGUCGGAGGACUGCGAGGGGUCGCGGGAGUCCCGGCGGCUGUUGCAGCGCAAGGAGUUCAGGAAGAACACGCGGACACUGUGAGCGGGAGCAGCAGAGCCACACCCUCUCCUGCUGCCGGGCAAUUUCCAAUGGUGCUACUCUCCCUUCCGAUCGCCGUGUACCUGACUGCUGUCACGUAGCGCUCCCUAAUCCCAGCAACAGACGAGGAACGGCUCCGUGCGGGAAGAGUGAAGCCUCUCCAACAGAGACCACCACCAUCCCUAAGGACGACCAACCAUCCCGGGAUUAAAGUCUCCAGUGUACCUGGGAGAUCAGUCAGUGAGGCACAUACACACACGUUUACUAGUUAGCAAAAUAUUGGUGAGGAAGAAGCUUAUUUGACUGGAUGCAGUGAUGUGAGCAAAAGGUCUUCCUGCAGGUCCUCUGUGUCCAACUGUGGAGUGGGACGAGCUCUCUCCUCUCCUGUAUCUGCAAUAGGUUGCUAAUAAUACAAAGGUUUUACUUUAGUUAUUUUAUUCCAAGAUAUCUUUCCCUCCUUAGCCUCUGACUUUAAAUAAGCACUGGCUGGAUAUUUAAGUAGAUCAGCAACCAAUGGAUCAGAGUGUGGGACUGGGUCACCAGAUUAGGGCCUGCUGUCAGUGUGCAGGGAGGGUGGUUGCAGACCACUGACUGUAACUAAACCAGUAGUUAAUGUCCUUAGCUUGGGAUUAUUAAAGCUGCUGACUUGGUAUCCCCCAGGAGGCCAGCAACAUUCUGAAAGGGGUCAAAGCCAUAUCCGACCCAGUAUCUCUUCCGCUUAUUCACAGAGGUCGGUGAGAAAUCUCACCCUUCCCAGAUCCUGCAGGAUUAGCAGGGAAUCACUCAUCAGAAGGGAGGUAGGAGAACGUCGCAAGAGACAAUCUGAAUGGGAGCUCCAUUUGGACUGAAUGAAGUUGAAGCACAAUUAAUGCACUCAGAGAGGCCAAGCUUCACACUGUGAGGCUGAUGUGCUGGGUUUGUUUGUGUGUGUUCUUACAUGUUAAAUUAUGCAUUGUUUGUGUCAAAGAUGGCAAGAUUUGUUUUAAAAAUAUAUAUAAAUUGCACUUCUAUAGCAAGUUGAAAGCCAUUAAGAAUUAGAAUCAUCUCGACCCUAUUGUUUAGUGGUGGAAACCUGGCACUUGGUAUUGCUCAGAUAGUCGGUAGAUGUCAGGUUGGUCCACUGUCCUGGACUGCCUUUCUCUCUCGUUUGCCCAAAACUGUUAUGUCUUGCUGUGGUCCCAGGUUCCACGCUAUGGGACCAUUGCCCAGUCCCAGCUUGGUGCCUGUUAAAUCCUCACACCACUAGGUUAUGGGAUAAAAGGAGGUAUCCACUAAAUAAUUAUUAGAAACCCUUCUCAUAAGUUCAAGUGAUGGGAGCAGAAUUAGGCCAUUCGGCCCAUCGUCUACCUUGCCAUUCAAUCAUUGCUGAUCAAUCAUCCUCUCAACCCUUUUUUCCUGCCUUCUCCCCAUAACCCCUAACACCUGUACGAAUCAAGAAUCUUGCUCACCUUCAAAAUAAUUAUAGCCCUUCUUCAAUGAGCUAUUAUCAAACUAAAUGAUCAAAAUUUGACAAGUCGGAUUGUGAAUUGAUUCUUGAGUCGGUGAUUUAGAACAAUAUUAAUUGUCCUCACCCAAAGAUGACCAUCCUUUCACCACAUAUCUUGAACAUUUUCUCAACCUUGGAGAGGUCAUUUAAAAAUGGUGUGAAGAUAUUUCUUCUUGCAGGGAGGAGUGAAUCUCUGGAAUCCUCUUCCUUGGAGAGAUGUGGAGGCUGGAAUGUUUGGAGGUGUUUAAAGAUGAGGAUGAUAUAUUUGAAAGAUCAGCAAAGUGAAGAUUAUGUGGGAUCGGCACAAGGGGAGCAGAGACAUGAGGUAGAUCAGUCAUGAUUAUAGUGAAUAUGACGAUGGGCUUGAAGGGCCGAGUGGUGAAUCCUGAUCCUGUUGUGUACUCCAUUGUAAGUGCUGCUACAGUUGACCUCAGCACCCUGCUGGACAAAUCCAUCCCACUUCACCUUCAGGCCAUUCCCACACAAUAGCGCGGGUGAGCUGGGCUGUUAAGCCCACCGCAGUGGGAUAGAUCCCACACCAUUCCCUGUCACAGGCAAGAAUCAGAAACCUUCGAAAAAGAAAGUCUGGGCAGAGAGAGUGGAAAAGGUUGUUCAUCAGUGACCACACUCCAGCACUUACUCGCAUCAUAGUCUUUCCCACUUGUUAGUCCAGUACAGAUCAGCAGCCAUUUUGUCACUGUAGUUUCAACAAUGUCAAAGACUCUUUAAUCAAAAUGUCCUCUGGUACCAUCUCUGCCUGAUAACAGUGUGCCAUACCAUGUUGUUCAAAACCCAAGUUAUUACCGGGGAAGAAUUUAAAAAAAUUUCUUGAUGUUAAUCACCAAUAAUAUUGACUGAAACUAUUAAAAAGAUUAAAAAGGCUUUAAUAUGUACCCUGCCCUGUCGAGGGCAACAGUACCUAUUAAUGCCUUUGGAACUGAUGCAUCCUUAAACUUGUAUUUUUAAAUGUGUAAUACUGAAUGGUUUAUGCUGUAUGCCCUCGAUAUUAUUUUUCUAUGAAUUUUUCUUAAUCGCUUGUAAUAGCACAAUGUGACAGACUUAAAUCUUUUGGUCCCCAGUGGGAUAUAUUGUUAAUAUAUUUAUGUAUGAAAGGAAUUGCAAUGAAAAGGUUUUUGUAUUGCAAUAAAAAAUGAUGGAGGUU
This is a messenger RNA of Amblyraja radiata (thorny skate), 6036 nucleotides long. It is a transcript of the gene grip2b, whose product is annotated as glutamate receptor interacting protein 2b. The transcript is spliced from 24 exons. The record is from RefSeq and is a predicted model, not a curated record. Gene Ontology annotation, molecular function: protein binding. Gene Ontology annotation, biological process: neurotransmitter receptor transport, endosome to postsynaptic membrane. The coding region runs from base 110 to 3391 and encodes 1093 amino acids. Lineage: Eukaryota; Metazoa; Chordata; Chondrichthyes; Rajiformes; Rajidae.